Messenger RNA from Cygnus atratus (black swan), 739 nucleotides. It is a transcript of the gene BTC, whose product is annotated as betacellulin. The transcript is spliced from 5 exons. NCBI's taxonomy places the organism in Eukaryota, Metazoa, Chordata, Aves, Anseriformes, Anatidae. Bases 45 to 560 code for a protein of 171 amino acids. The record is from RefSeq and is a predicted model, not a curated record. Gene Ontology annotation, biological process: epidermal growth factor receptor signaling pathway; positive regulation of mitotic nuclear division; positive regulation of cell population proliferation.
GCCGCCGGGCACCGGGCACCGGGCAGGCGGAGGCUGCGGCGCCCAUGGAAGCGGCGGCGGCCCCGGUGCCGGGCGGCGGCCCCGGUCCCCUGCUGCUCUGCCUGGCCCUCGCCUCCGGCCUGGCUCUUUUCAGCUGCGUGGGCGCCGACGCCAACGUGACCGAGGGGCUGCCCUGCGAGGGCUGUGCAGGUAACGUGACGCAGCUGCGGCGGCGGGGCCACUUCUCCCGGUGCCCCGAGGAGUACCGGCACUACUGCGUCAAGGGCAGGUGCCGCUUCCUCGUGGCCGAGGCAGCGCCGGCUUGCGUGUGCGAACGGGGCUACACGGGGGCGCGGUGCGAGCGGGUGGACAUCUUCUACCUGCGGGGCGACCGGGGCCAGAUCGUGGUUAUCUCCCUCAUCGCUGGCAUCGUCAUCCUCAUCGUCUUCGUCGUCUGCACCUGCCUCUGCGCACACCACUGUCGGAAGCAGCGCAGGAAGAGGAAGGAAGAGGAGAUGGAGACGCUGAGCAAGAACCUGCCCUCCAAAAGCGAGGACGUGCUGGAGACAGACGUCGCAUGAAGGUGUGGGGGGCUGCGGGGGGUCGAUGGGGACCUCCCCACCCCCUUUUUGGGGGGCUCUGACAGCUCCCCUGCUCUCCUCUCCCCGCAGCGGCUGCAGGAACCUGCAGGCGGGUCCCAGCGCCGGCCGGAGGGGCAAGGGGUCGCGCUUGUCACGGUGCUAAUAAAAGGGUGACCGAA